UUGUCGGCUCGCCUGCAUGAUCGGGUCAGAGAGCAUGGAACGGAGACCGAAAGAGAAAUAGAGAGAGAGAAAGAGAGAGAGAGCGAAGAGAGAGAGGGCGAAGUGUCGUAAAUGUAUCUUGCUCCAGUUGCUGCUGUUAGUUCUUGAUUGGCCUGCGUACCGACGAGUCAUUCACGAAGAGAGAACAACCCCAUACCUCACCCCACCCCGCCUCCCAUCUUCAAGUAUAUCUUAUCAGCGAUUAGUGGAUCGAGCACAGUUGCACUGAAAUAAUUGUCGAGCGCUUUGUUUGAUAUAAAUUCAACGCAGGGCAUUGCGUCCAAAUCAGUCCAACGCAGUUCAAGAUGUCGCAAGCAGUCCAGCCGAGCGCAGAGCAGGUCAACGAGGUGAAGACCCGUUUCCUGGCCAAAAUGGAAGCGGAGCCACCAGCAGUUCCGUUUCAUCCUAGCGAUCUGGCGCGUAUCAAGGAUAACGAUGUCUGGAUAACCCGUCUCCUGGUGGCAUACAAACUGGAUGUGGAGAAGGCAAUCUUACGUCUCUAUCAGAAUUGUGAAUGGCGUCAGAGUUAUGGCACCAACGACAUUAACGAGUCCAAUGUGAAUCAGGAGUAUCUGAAGGAUGGCGAAAUCUUUGUGCAUAACCACGAUAAGGACGGUCAUCCGCUGCUCAUUGUGGACAUGUCCAAGCACUCGAAGAGCAAGAAUCAUGACGAUCUGUUGCGUGUCAUUGUCUAUUGGUUGGAGCGUGUGCAGCGCGAAGUUUACCUCCAGAAGGUGACACUCUUCAUGGACAUGACCAAUGCGGGCCUGGGCAACUUGGAUCUGGACUACAUCAAGCAGAUUAUACAAUUAUUCGAGACCAAGUAUCCCAAUGCGCCCAACCACAUUGUGGUUCAUGAGCUGCCUUUCCUCCUCAAUGCGGCAUUUAAAAUUGUGAAGGGUUUUAUGCCCGCGGAGGCAUUGGAAAUUCUGCGCGUGACAACUAAAAAGGAUAUUAAUGAGUAUGUCGAUAAGGAUAACUGUUUGAAGGCCUGGGGCGGCAACGAUGACUACACGUUUAGGUUUGCAACAAACUGAGUCCAAAGUGUACAUAUUUUAAAUAUAUUGUAAAUAAUACGAUA
Drosophila grimshawi is the source of this 1120-nucleotide messenger RNA. RefSeq names its product motile sperm domain-containing protein 2. The transcript is spliced from 3 exons. The record is from RefSeq and is a predicted model, not a curated record. Lineage: Eukaryota; Metazoa; Arthropoda; Insecta; Diptera; Drosophilidae. Bases 345 to 1076 code for a protein of 243 amino acids.